UGACAUGCCUAGUAUAAAGUGAAACAUCUGUUUAAAAAUAUUACACGGAGAUCAAGUCCCAAAGCAGGAUAUUUAUGAGUGGCAGAGUGUGUGGGAAGAUAUGGGCAGGCACCUCCGUGCUUCUGGAGUUCACUCCUGAACAACUGCAGAAUCCUGAAAAACUGGUAAAAUGUUUGAAAAACACACACCACCACUUGGGCAAUUCCAAAGCCUGCAAUUCCUGCAACAUGCUGGGCCUGCUGAGCAGCACUCAACACUAUUCCAGCACCUGCAAUAAGCCCUGCAGCUGCUCCGACCCUCCUGCUGCCCCACCUGGAGAACUGCAUCCAGCUCACGAAGGAUGCGGAGUUGGAGCAGGUCCAGAGAGGGCCUUUGAGAAUGAGCAGAGCACCUCCCCCAUGAAGACAGGCUGAGGGAGCUGGACUUGUUCUGCCUGGGGAACAAAAGACUGUGGAAACUCACUACAGCCUCCCAGUAUUUAAAUGGAGCAUGGGGAUAAAUGGAACAGGGGGACAAACAUUUCUGUACAGGCAGGUAGUGAUAAAACAAGGAGGAACGGCUUUAAAAUGAAAAAGAGAUGAUUUAGAUGACAGAAGGAAAUAAUCAGAGUGAGGUGCUGGCACAGCUGGCCAGAGAAGCUGUGCUUGCCCCAGCCUUGGAGGUCUUCAGUGCCAGGCUGGAUGGGGCCCUGUGCAGCCCGAGCUGGUGGGUGGCAACCAGCUCAUGGCAGGGGGGUUGGAAUUGGAUGAUUUUGUGUGUGCUUACGAACCCUAAAGGGAUUUUACAGUACAAACGUGCCCAUUUUCUCCUAAAUAUAUAUGAACUGUUCUGAAAACCCGCCUGCUUCAGACCAUGAAGGCACUUGCUGAUAAUAAAAAAAGCUCUGAAUUUUGGGGGAAAAUCACAAGCCCUAACAUAACCAUUAGUGCUAGCCAGAGGAAAACAGCUUUCAUUCUGAACAGACGACUGGCAGCUUGUGAAGUGGUAACACAGGACUGCUACAUCUACUGCCAACACAGAGGAAAAAAUGAGAACGGGACUGCAAGACGUGUCAGUUAACAGGACGCGAGCCGUCAGCCCGUACUGGCUGCGGGGCAGGACUCCCGACACGCCCCAGCGCCCCACGAGGGCCCCGCAGUUCGGCGACCGUUGGCAGCACGAGGCGGGACGCCACCGCCAUUACAAGCAGCGCGGCUCAGCUACCGCCCGCCCCGGCGGGACCCGCGCCCUCCGCACGCAGCGCCCGGCGCCGCCGUGCGCCCACGUGACCGAGCCCGGCCGGGCAAGCGCGGCGAGGAGCCCCCAGCGGCGUGGCGGAGGCGCUCCGUUUCCCCCGCCCCGCCGAGCGGAGCAGCGCCGCGAGAAGGUUAUGGCACAGGCUCAAGGUUUUGGGAGAAGAUACCUUAAAGCCUUCUUUAAAGGUUUCUUUGUUGCUGUUCCUGUAACUGUGACCUUCCUAGAUAGAGUUGCCUGUGUAGCAAGAGUGGAAGGAGCAUCAAUGCAGCCUUCCUUGAAUCCUGGGGGAAGACAAGCAUCUGAUGUAGUGCUCUUGAACCACUGGAGCAUUCGAAAUUAUGAUGUGCAACGUGGGGACAUCGUGUCAUUGGUUUUUCAGCCGUGCUCAAAGAUCCACGACCCACUUCUAAUAUGGUUAGCGUUCUGAAGAAACUUCUAAAUUCAAGGACUGAGAAAAAGUCUAUAGAGUACAAUAAUACAAGAUAAGGAAGGUUAGAGAUGCAUACAGCAUUGUUGAGAUGGGUGUGAUAAAUAAGUCAAGACAGACACAUCAGCAUGAAAAGGUAUGCCAACAUAAAGGGAAAAAUGGAGGUAGCAGAAGAUAGCAGAUCAUCACCACUGAGGAGCUAUUCCAGGUAGCACUGAGGGAUGAUUUCCCUUCCAACAUGAUUGACAGCACUUACAGGGAAAGGACUCUGCAUGCCUUGCCUGCGUAGUGAUGAUAAUAAUGCUUCGUCUAGUAUCUCAUGAAAUUCUAGACAUAUAUCGUUUGCAUUAAUCAAUAAAUAAUUUUAGGAAUAGUAGUUUAUAUUUACUGUUUUUUUGUGUGUUAUUUUAAUUGUGUUUUAAGGCUUAUUCUGCUUCCAGUGACUUCUUUGUCCACAGCUAAAGAGUAAAGAGACCUAAAGAAGGAGAGAUGCAUAGUUUGUUUAAAAAAAAAAAAAAAAUUUGUUUUCCAUUGAAAUUCAAAACUGCUUUUUGUGGCCAGUGCUGUCUGUUUUCUGGGUUGACUGGGUGUUUGUGUUUCUGUAGAAUUUUUUUUGCUGGAGUUAAAAAAAUUUGAAUAAAUAAAUAUUGUAUCAGUUUGCCAUAAUCUCUCCCCCAGUGGUAAUUUACUGUCCAUCAUCAUACAAUGUGAAUUGCAUUAGUUUAGUUCCCAUUUUGAAAAAUGUCUUAUUAGCCACCUUUUAAGCAGUAGUUUAAAUUAAAUUGACUCUGAGCCAUAUUUUAAUACAGUAUUCCAGCAGUGUGAUAAUAUAUUGAGGUGUAUAGACAUAAAUCUGUCUGUAGAAAACCCACAUAUACAAUUGUAUAUAAAUCCACACCAUUGUGGUGGUGUGGUUUUUAAGAUCCACAACCAACCAGUCUGAAUAUAUUGAAUUCACUUUUGCUGUAGCAGUGGAGAAAUCAAUUCUGUAGUUCUACACGUAACAAGUGUCAUAAGAAUCAGACUUAAGAUGCCACUGUGGUGAUUUAAAAACAAAUUAUUUCACAUGGAUUGGAGAAAAAUAACUGAAUGCAAAAGCAGGUGAAGUAGUAGAGAAAAUAAUUCCAAGUUAUCUUUUCUUAAAAGAAAAUGUUAAUGGUAUAUAACAGUAGUGUUGUUCAGAAAAAGCCUUCCCACUGCCUUUUCAGUUGCAAACUCUUAAUUAUAUCUUACUCAUCUAAACUAACAAUGAUCUUCGUAACGUUUGUGUCUCUUUUUAUGUUUUUAGCUACUGCUGUAUAUAGUAUUGUCAACUAUCUGUUGUGUAUCGUGGUAUACAUAAUUUCUCAGAACUUAAACUUGAAAAGAUAUAUAAGAUUAUCUAUUAUAAGAUAAUAUAUGCUAGUAUAUUAUGUUAAAACUAGCAUGCUAUUUAUAAUGUGCACCUCAUCACAUCUAGUCUCUAACUGUAGUGGAGGAGGAUAGGAAUAUUACAUAUUGUUUACAAAUUGUUUGUUGUUGUUGUAUGUAUGUUUCUCUCUUUACAGAAUCAGGUCAAUGAAAACCAUAAUGUAAUUUCCUGUAUAAAAGAGUUUGCAUUUCCUUUUUUCUCUGAGAUGGUCUGUAAUGUAAACACAGAGACUGGGUUUCUGUCUCCUCAUACCCAUAUGAUUUAUUUUCUGAGUAGGGUUCUCUGAUUUUUCCUAAGCCUUUGAUCAGAGCUCUUUUUCCAAGAUUACAGGAAAUAAGUAGUUGAAGAACUGUGCAGUAUUGAAUUUGUAUUUAAUGUAGAAGAACUGGAAGAAAGUUAAUGGCAUUUAAAAAAAAACUUUGUGGGUAGGAGUGUGAAGAGUAGAUGAUAUUUUUAAAAUAUGUAUAAGACAAGUAGACAAUACUGAGAACAAAAUUGAGAAGAAACCAAAUUGUUUCAUAUCAUACAUAUGUGAAUACAUUAUUAUAUUCAUGUGUAUUCAUGUAAUGAAAGGUCAAUUUACUUUUUUUCAAGUCCUCACGUAUGUUGCACUGAGAAUGUAGGAAACUCAGAAACUCAUCCUAUAUAACAUUGGUCGAGUGGAGAUAUUAAAGGUGAAGAAAAGGAGGUUCCAUGUGUUUUUCAAAAAGCCUUGUGAUGAAGACAGAAAAACCUGAGUUUAAUUAGUCUAGAGGAAAAAAAAAAAAAAAACAAAGAAAAAAAAAAAAGAUGAAGUGGAAAUGUGACAUUCUUGAUGUAAAGAGCAAAUUGGACAAAGCAUAGCCAGAAAUAAGUGAAGUAUUAUUGGUUCUGCAUCAAUGCAAGAAGGCUAGGCUGGAUCAUCUCCCUCCCUUCCAGUCUUAAUUUUCUGUUAACUCAGUCUUCCAUCCAAAAGAACUGCACCGUUGUCUGAGAUUAAAAUUGAUUUUUGACCAUAGACACUUGCGUCCUACACUCCUUAAUGAUGGUAGUUCCUUUUGUUAACCUGCAGAGAUGGAAAAGGGCACAAGCGCGUGCUGUUCACAGGUUGGUAGUUUUCUAUUAUUACUCAACAUAUGCAGCAGGCUGAAUCUUCAUUGUCAGAUUUCAUGGUUAAAAUUAUUUUCCAGUAGUAAUUCGUUGGAUGUUAUGCUGCAGCUUUUGCUUUCAGAAAUUAUUUUUAAGCUAUUAUUUUUAUGUUUGUUGCUUAAUGCAAAUGUGCUUGCCUGGAGUAGUGUAAGAAAAUGAAGUAAAACCCCAAACAUUUAGUCUGUACGGUGAUUGCAAAUGUGCAAAGCUGCUUGACUGCAAAUGUUUGAUUGCCUAAAUGUGGAAAGCUACAGUAAUUCAAGUAAAUAGUAUACAAAUUUAAAAAUCAACUACAUAUAUUAGCCAGGUGUCUGUCACUUGAAUUAAAGUGUUCCACAUUGGAUGAGAAGAACACGUUUAUAUCUUAAUACCAGUUCUUGUUUAAAUAUUUUAGGUGCCUUGAUGCAUCUUACUCAGCCUGCAGCUUUUGGCACUGUUUGGGGAAACUCUUUUUAUGUUUUAUUCACUUCAUCUUACAUUAUUUGUAAAUCUAAGAUCAUUAGAGUAGCUGACAGAAAAAGAAGGAAAGUUUUUCAUCUUAAUUAAUAUUUGAUGCUUGUGUGUAACUCCUAAUGGUACCAAACUGGGAACUGUGUAAAGAACAAGCUAUUAAAUGAUCAU
This is a messenger RNA of Phasianus colchicus (ring-necked pheasant), 4823 nucleotides long. Lineage: Eukaryota; Metazoa; Chordata; Aves; Galliformes; Phasianidae. The record is from RefSeq and is a predicted model, not a curated record.